AUUCUAAUCGGCGUAAUCCCUUUUGUUGGACACUCGAUUUGGAAUUUAUCGGUUAGAAGGUGACGAGGUUUUCCCUUUUCUUCUUCCUCACAUAGGUAGCUUCAUUUCUUUCGCCUUAGAAAUCAGAAAUUCCAACCCAAAAGCUCUGAUUUCUAGGGUUCCUAUUCACUUUGAGCAAAGCGAAGAGAUAUUUUUUUUGGCUUGUGACCCGAAUUUUAAGCUUUGGGUCGAUAAAUUCUUGAGAUAUCAGUGGGGAUUCUAUCGGAUUCCCCGAAAUCCGGACAUUGUUCGGGGGAUUUCGAUCGUUUCGCAGAGAAUUUCUCUUGGUCCUGGAGUUUAGGAAUGCAGAGCCAGCUUGUUUGUAAUGGAUGCAGGAACCUUCUUCUUUAUCCUAGAGGAGCUACAAAUGUCCGUUGUGCGAUAUGCAAUAUGAUUACUCCAGCCCCGCUUCCAGGUAUGGAAAUGGCUCUUAUAUGUGGAGGUUGCAGAACAUUGUUAAUGUAUAAUCGUGGAGCAACAAGUGUGAGAUGCUCAUGCUGCCACACGAUUAACCUUGCAAGACCAGCAUCUAGCAAUGUUGCCCAUGUGAACUGUGGCCAGUGCCAUACAAUGCUUAUGUACCCAUAUGGAGCACCAUCAGUCAAAUGUGCAGUCUGUCAAUAUGUUACAAACAUUGGGACGGGUAACAUGAGAGCACCAAUCCAUGUGCAGAGACCGAAUGGUGCCAGCAUACCCUCAACUUCAACGUUCAUGCCACAUGCCCAUGGCCAAACUGUUGUUGUUGAGAACCCUAUGUCCAUGGAUGAAAGUGGGAAACUGGUCAGCAAUGUUGUUGUUGGAGUUACCACAGAGAAAAGAUAAAUAAGCUGGUAUGGUGGUCAAAUUCCAACUGUAAGUAGUUGUACAAGGUGCUGGAGCUUGAUGUCAAGAAAUAUUUUCCAAUGUUGAGUCUUUACAUAAGAACGAAUAUUGUCAGUAAUAUAUGUAGAGAUAAUGGAAAUGUGUAAUGCCCUUUUUAACUGCAACAUUGUCAAAGCUUUGUUUUGUAACAAAUUCACAUCAGACUCUGUUAAUAUGUACUUAAAACAAUUAUUUAUUUCUUCCCUGAGUUUUGUAUCAAAAUCAUAUUGCUGGAUU
This is a messenger RNA of Telopea speciosissima, 1137 nucleotides long. RefSeq names its product protein LSD1-like. The coding region runs from base 343 to 861 and encodes 172 amino acids. The record is from RefSeq and is a predicted model, not a curated record. Lineage: Eukaryota; Viridiplantae; Streptophyta; Magnoliopsida; Proteales; Proteaceae. The transcript is spliced from 7 exons.